GAGCGAGUUUAGUUACGUUUUGUCGUGUGUUCAAAUAGCACGUGGUAGCGUCUUAUUAUUUCAAUGUUUUAAAAACAUGUUUGAGUAUUAAACAGAACCUAUACAAAAUAAUAUUUAGGCUGAUACUUACAAUUUAUAAGUGCAUCUAUAUACAUUUUGGAAAAUGAACAACCAAGAAAAAGGAUUACCCGAAGCUAACAUACGAUCGUGCAUCGUAGUGUUAGCCAGUUUCCUGGUCAAUGGUCUUGUUUUUAGUUUUAUCAAUUCCUAUUCAGUGACUUAUGUAUAUCUUUUAAAAAGACUAGAGGAUGCUGGUGUCAGUGAAGCAUCGUCAAAAGCAUCACUAGUCGGUUCUUUGACUGUGGGAACAACGUUUCUAAUGUCACCUAUCGCUGGAGUUCUUGUUGAUCGAAUAGGAAUUAGAACAACUACGUUUAUAGGUGGUUUUAUUGCUACUAAUAGUUUAUUAAUAUCAUCAUAUUUCACAAAUCAAGUAGAAGUAUUAUACGUAACUUACGGCCUUUUAUAUGGUAUUGGCGCAUCAUUAGCUUAUACACCUUCAUUAGCUAUUCUUGGUCAUUACUUCAAAAAAUACCUUGGUCUUGUAAAUGGUAUAGUAACUGCUGGCAGCUCAUGUUUCACCAUGCUCAUGCCAUACAUCGUUGAUCAUCUACUUGUUAAAUAUGGUCUAGAUAACUGUUUAAGAUGGGAAGCAGCGUUGUCAGCUAUAUUAAUGGUAUGCUCUAUGGCGUUCAAACCUACAUACAAAGUUGACAAAUCGGAUAUGCAUAAAUCUCUGGCUGAAGAACUACGAACAUUGGUCAAUAUUGAUAUUUGGAAGAACCCAAAAUACGUUAUUUGGGCCACAAUGAUUCCUCUCGCUCUUUUUGGAUACUUUGUCCCUUACGUCCAUUUGGUGAAAUUUGUUGAUGACCGUUUUCCAAAAAACGAUGGUAAAAUAUUAGUCACGUGUAUAGGCAUUUCCUCGGGAAUUGGUAGAUUAAUUUCUGGACCGAUAUCUGAUUAUAAAGGAGUUAAUAGAAUCGUAAUGCAACAGAUAUCACUGUUUGUUAUUGGCUUGAUGACUAUGUUUAUCAUUAUAGUACCAUACUUUUCCAUACUAAUUACUAUUACAUUAAUAAUGGGGCUUGCUGAUGGAUGUUUUGUUAGUGUUAUGGGUCCAAUUGCUUUUGAUUUAGUUGGUCAAAAAGGUGCUGCCCAAGCCAUCGGAUGCAUUCUUGGUCUAUGUUCUAUUCCAUUAACAGUUGGCCCACCAAUUGCGGGUUGGAUGUAUGAUAAUUAUAAAUCUUAUACUGGUGCAUUUUUAAUUGCUGGACUUCCGCCCAUGAUUUUUGGAAUAUUAUUGACUACUACACGGUGUGUAAGGAAAAGAGCUAUGGAAAUUGACAUAGACGAUAAGGAUCCAAAUGAACCAAAACUUCUUGACCCAAUACCUGAGUCUUAUAAUAAAGAAGACUCUCAAGAAGUUUGUUGAUUAUAUCCAAGACUCAACAUUAUUUUUCAGACAAGUACAUACCAUUUAAUGCCACAAACAUCUAUGAAGUUUCUAUUUUACAAAACAAUUCAAUUUGACUUAACACAUUUUUUUAAAUUAUUGAAACUCCAUAGCAAAUAACAACUACCUACUUAAUUGUAUAUAAUAAGAUCAUUAUAAUGUAUCUAAUAUUUAAAGCAAUUUAAAUUUAUUGAUAUAAUAUUUUGUAACUUUUUUUACAAUUAUACUUUAUCAGUACUAAAGUAUUGAUGAACUGUAGCUUUAUUACUUUCUAUGUUUUUAUGAAUAUUAACAUUUAAUGUCUACUUGUCAUAUGAUAAAU
This is a messenger RNA of Melanaphis sacchari, 1838 nucleotides long. It is a transcript of the gene kar, whose product is annotated as monocarboxylate transporter 10. The transcript is spliced from 9 exons. Gene Ontology annotation, molecular function: monocarboxylic acid transmembrane transporter activity. The record is from RefSeq and is a predicted model, not a curated record. Lineage: Eukaryota; Metazoa; Arthropoda; Insecta; Hemiptera; Aphididae. Gene Ontology annotation, biological process: transmembrane transport. The coding region runs from base 164 to 1495 and encodes 443 amino acids.